AUGAAGUGUACAAAAAAAGUUGAAAAAAUAGUCCACUUCAUUCAAAAAAAAUAUACAACAUUGGAAUUUGGCAGCAUAGGUGUAUCUCAUGAAGCGAUAAAUGACAUUUGUAAUGUGAUAUUCAAAAAAGGUCAUUGCAAUAAAGUUAAAAAAAAAUCAUUAGAUACUAAAACAGAAAAUAAUUCAAAUUUGCGUAAGCAGCUUGAAGAUAAUGGUUACUCGAGGAAUGAUCUUUGUAGUUUGUAUUACACAACAGAUAACGCUAAUUUGGUAUGUAAGUUAUUAAAAGUUAAAUAUAAUCAUAAAAAUCAAAUUAGAGUAUUGAAAUGUCAUGUUUUAAAGAAAAUGAAGCUUGUAGGAACUAGGAGUUCUAACAAAUCAUCUCAAAAUAACAUGUUAUGUAAAGAUAACAAUAUGAAUGAGAGUUUGGUAGUAUGUGUAAAGAGAAAAUUGUUUACAGACAGUUCUCCUCAAAAAGAAAAUAAUUAUACAUCUGAUAUAAUAGUAGAUGAGCUGGAUAUCUGUUUGAACGAAAAUGCUGAUGAAAUCAAAGAACAUGAUUUCAUUAAGUGUAAUCCUGAUUUGCUUAAUAUUUCUUUUCAAAUCAAUAAUGAUUGUCAUAGUGACAUAGUACUAUAGAAAAAAUUGGUAAUGAUAAGAGUA
Molecule: messenger RNA, 663 nt
Organism: Rhopalosiphum padi (bird cherry-oat aphid)
Lineage: Eukaryota; Metazoa; Arthropoda; Insecta; Hemiptera; Aphididae
Source: RefSeq, a predicted model, not a curated record